UAUUAUUUAACUGAAAGAAAGCACUCUUGUGCACCUCAAAAUAUAUUACAAGCAACUGUGCCAGUUUCUAGCUCUGAACUCUUGUCUAAUUUAGAUUUACAAUUUCAAGUAGUAAAAGAUCCUAAUGCUAGAAAAUCAGGGAUCGAGAUUACAAAAAAAGUCAAAGAAUUAGGUGACAAGGAUCAUGGUCAGCCAAAAAAUUUGGCCAAAACCAAAGCUCUUUAUGAUGAAUUAUUGCAACUGAAUCCAAAUGCAUAUUUUCAACUUGCAACAGAAGAAGAAAAGCAUAAAGAGCAAGGAUUUUUUGAUGAAUCUGAAAUUGAGAAAGCAAAUCUUCAACUUACUAAAUCAGAAGAAAUAGUAAUUCAACAAACUACACUAUUAGAUAAUAUAGAAUUGCAAUCUGUUCAAGAAUUGCCUAUUUACAAAGAAGGAUUUCUAGAUUUAGAUGUAGAACAAAAUAGAAUUCAAACUGCAAAGAAUAUGUUUAAAGUAGCUAAAUAUGCUUUCUUAACCUGGUUUACCAAAGCUAAAAAGAUAGAUUUGGCCAGUAUAAUAUUAGAAGCAGAAAAUAAAAAUGAAGCUAUGCAGGAGGUAUAUUUACAAUGCCUAUAUCAGAAUUAUUCAGAAAAAGAAGAAAUCAAUGAAAUCAUAAAAUUGGCAAUAGAUGCUUAUAGAGCAUUAGAUAAAGAAAAUGAUUUUGUAUAUGGAGAUAAAUCUCAAACAAAGAUUGCUUUUAAAAUUAUUGAUAAAUAUGAGCCUAUUUAUGAAUCAAAAAAGGCAGAUAAAAAAUAUGUCAGAGAGGGUCCAAAUGUCAUACUUACAAAGAAAAUGAAACCAGGCUUUUGGGUAGGAAUAGAUGAAAAAUUUCUAGUUAGAAAAGUCAGUAAGCAAUCUGAAGUAGGAAGACUUGAAAGCAAUGCAAAAAAGCAUACAGAAAUUAUAGAAGCAUGCAAACAACUAGUCAAUGAUACAAUAGAUUGGCAAUAUCAGAAAAAAAUAAUCAAUAAGAAAAAGAAAUUGAUUCUUUCAAAGUCUCUAAAAGUUGUUAAUUUAGCAGAGCAGUUCAUGCAAGGUGGUAAGAUUGAUGAGAAACAUCUCACAUAUAAACUUGUAAUAGAUAGAGAUGAACUCAAUUUCUUGAUCAAAGAUUGUACUGAUGUCAGAACUUUUGCCGGAAGAGAAGAAUAUCCACUUGGAUUUAUACUUACAUAUUACAAGAGACAUCAAUCUCAAUAUACACACUUGCAGGCCUCAAUGUUAGUAUAUGCACAUAUUAAUUUAUUAGAAAUGCUUUGGAGAUUUGAUUUUAAUGAAGUAGUAAGGAUUGCUACAGAUUCUAAAUAUGUACAAAAAGAGGCAUUAUAUAAGAUCAAAAAUAUACUGGCAUUUUUUAACCAAGUUGAGGUAAAGUUGGAUCCAAAUUUAUGUUUACACUAUCCUUCUUGUGCAAUGUGUAAUAAUUUAGAAGAAUUUCUUAUUUCAAAAUCAGAAUAUGCAAAAUGGAUUAAAGAAUUCUUGUCAAAAGCAGUUAAUCAGCAAGAAGAACAAGAGCCAAAGAAUAAGCAUUGGAAAUUAAUCAAAGAUAUUUCAAAUAGUAGGUUCCAUCAAUUUAUGAUCCUAUUACAAGAUAUCAAAAAUUAUAUCUUAAUAAAGGAGGAAGAUCUGAUAAAACAACACAAAGUGAGAGAGUGGACAUCUGAAUGCAUAAGAGAGAAAAAAUUUCCACGAGUUGUUAUUUGGGAUGAGGUAAUUUGUUGUAAUAACAAUGUGCACCUUCCACAAUUCUUUGGAAAAAUGCCAUAUAAUUGGUUAAAAGAAUAUGUUAAUUAUUACAAAGAAGUUUUAACUAAUUAUCGUGCAAAAUGUCCUAAAUUAUGUAAACUCAAAAAAGCUAUAUGUCAACAAAAUAAUCGAAUACAAUCAAAAUUAUUUCGAGAACUUCUCUCAACUAUAGAAAAAUAUGAAUUUAGUUAUGUGGAAUAUUUAAACCAACUCAUUUGGGUUGAAGCACCUUCAUUACCUCCUAAAAUUGCUCAAGAGAUUGAGAUGGCAAAAAAGAAAAGACAGCUAAAGCACAAAUUGAGACCAUCUAUUUAG
Cetraspora pellucida is the source of this 2100-nucleotide messenger RNA. The record is from the annotation of a GenBank genome assembly. Lineage: Eukaryota; Fungi; Glomeromycota; Glomeromycetes; Diversisporales; Gigasporaceae.